CGCCGACACUCAUCAUCAUACCCCACAUCCACCGGCAAGAUGUAUUUCAACCGAAGAGCCAAGAAGAUACACAGCGAGGGAGAGCAGUUAGUGUUGACCACCAUUAGGCAGGAGGCUUCUGAGCUGCAGGACCAGGGUGCCAGCGCUACCAUGUGUGCCCGCCUCACAGACAGGUUUGACAAAAGACCUUCUGGAUCGUCCGCCGGCUACCGCAAGGCAGAUGACGAGAUGUCCGGGACCACUUCCCAGGCCGAGCCCGUAGACGCCUCGGCUCGGACGGUGCUGCUCAGCCGGCCUCAAAACACCAAGUUCUGCGACAACCACGUCAGUACCACCAAGUAUGGAAUUCUCACCUUUCUGCCUCGGUUCCUCUAUGAGCAGAUCAGGCGGGCGGCCAAUGCUUUCUUCCUGUUCAUCGCACUCAUGCAGCAAAUCCCCGAYGUGUCUCCAACGGGUCGCUACACCACACUGGUCCCGCUCAUCUUCAUCCUCACUGUGGCCGGGAUUAAAGAAAUCAUAGAGGACUAUAAACGGCACAAAGCAGAUAACACAGUAAACAAGAAGAAGACAACAGUGCUGCGGAGUGGAGCUUGGCAGACGGUCAUCUGGAAGCAGGUGGCAGUAGGAGACAUAGUGAAGGUGACCAAUGGCCAGCACCUCCCAGCUGACAUGGUUAUAGUUUCCUCCAGCGAGCCUCAGGCCAUGUGCUACAUUGAGACGUCUAAUUUGGACGGAGAAACCAACCUGAAAAUCAGACAGGGUCUCUCCAUCACAGCCGGUCUUCAGACCGUGGAGGAUUUGAUGGCGCUGUCUGGUCGUUUGGAGUGCGAGGGACCCAACAGACACCUGUAUGACUUCACCGGCACGCUGCGGCUAGAGAACCAAAAUCCGGCUCCUCUGGGUCCAGACCAGGUGCUGCUUCGAGGCGCUCAGCUCAGGAACACACAGUGGGUCGUGGGAAUUGUUGUCUACACUGGCCAUGACUCCAAACUAAUGCAGAACUCCACAAAGGCCCCGCUGAAGCGCUCUAACGUGGAGCGGGUGACCAACAUGCAGAUCCUGGUCCUGUUCGGGAUCCUGCUGGUCAUGGCGCUGGUCAGCUCUGUGGGCGCAGCCAUCUGGAACAGAGAGCACACCGAUGAAGCCUGUUGGUACCUGUCCAGGGCAGGCGACAUCUCCACCAACUUUGCAUAUAACCUGCUGACAUUCAUCAUCCUCUACAACAACCUGAUCCCCAUCAGUCUUCUGGUCACUUUGGAGGUGGUGAAGUUCACACAGGCUCUCUUCAUCAACUGGGACGUGGAGAUGUAUUACGCAGAGACAGACACACCAGCCAUGGCUCGAACAUCAAAUCUGAACGAGGAGCUGGGCCAGGUGAAAUACCUCUUUUCUGACAAAACGGGAACCCUCACCUGUAACGUCAUGCACUUUAAGAAGUGUACCAUUGCAGGAAUCACAUAUGGCCACUUCCCUGAUCUUGACUGUGAUCGCUCAAUGGAGGACUUCAGUAAUCUUCCGUCCAACAGUCAUAACUCCACAGAGUUUGACGACCCAACUCUCAUUCAGAACAUAGAACAGAACCACCCUACAUCUCCUCAGAUCUGUGAGUUCAUGACGAUGAUGGCGGUGUGUCACACGGUGGUACCAGAGAGGGAGGACAACCAGAUCAUCUACCAAGCCUCGUCACCUGACGAAGGAGCCCUGGUCAAAGCUGCUAAAGGACUUGGCUUUGUCUUCACCGCGAGGACCCCUGAUUCCGUCAUUAUCGACGCUAGAGGAAAAGAGAUGAGCUAUGAGCUGCUGAAUGUGCUUGAGUUUUCCAGUAACCGCAAGCGUAUGUCUGUGGUGGUCCGGACGCCCAACGGGAAGCUGAGGCUGUACUGCAAAGGAGCCGAUAAUGUUAUUUUUGAACGACUGCACGAAACGUCUCAGUACAAAGAAAUUACUGUUGCUCAUCUGGAGCAGUUUGCUACUGAAGGUCUGAGGACCCUGUGUUUUGCGUACGUGGACCUGGAAGAGGGCGCCUAUCAGGAGUGGUUGAAGGARUACAGCCGAGUCAGCACUGAACUCAAAGACCGCGCUCAAAAACUAGAGGAGUUAUAUGAACUAUUGGAAAAGAACUUAAUGCUGCUGGGCGCCACGGCAAUAGAGGACCGUCUCCAGGCCGGCGUCCCAGACACGAUCGCCACUCUGAUGAGGGCCGACAUCAAGAUCUGGGUCCUUACAGGAGAUAAGCAAGAGACUGCCAUCAAUAUAGGUUACUCCUGUCGUCUGGUGACACACGGCAUGUCCCUCGUUAUCGUCAACGAAGACUCCCUCGAUGCCACUCGUGCCACUCUCACAGCUCACUGCUCAACGCUGGGCGACUCUCUGAGAAAAGAAAACGACCUCGCGCUGAUCAUCGACGGCCAAACGCUGAAGUACGCCCUGUCCUUCGAGCUCCGCCAGGCCUUCCUCGACCUGGCGUUGUCCUGCAAAGCUGUGAUCUGCUGCCGGGUGUCCCCGCUGCAGAAGUCCGAGAUCGUGGACAUGGUGAAGAAGCACGUGAAAGCCAUCACUCUGGCCAUAGGCGACGGGGCGAACGACGUGGGGAUGAUUCAGACGGCCCACGUCGGGGUGGGAAUCAGCGGCAACGAGGGCAUGCAGGCCACCAACUCCUCUGACUACUCCAUCGCUCAGUUCUCCUACCUGGAGAAGCURCUGCUGGUCCACGGGGCGUGGAGCUACAACCGUGUCACAAAGUGCAUCCUCUACUGUUUUUACAAGAAUGUGGUCCUCUACAUAAUCGAGAUAUUUACCGCGCUGCCUCCGUUUACGUUGGGGAUUUUUGACCGGCCGUGCAGCCAGCAGAACAUGCUCCGAUUCCCGCAGCUCUACAGAAUCACCCAGAAUGCCGAGGGUUUCAACACCAAGGUGUUUUGGGGCCACUGUAUCAAUGCACUUAUUCAUUCAAUUAUUCUCUUCUGGUUUCCUUUAAAGAUGUUGGAGCACGACUCUCCUUUCAGUAACGGUCAGGGAAACGACUACCUGUUUGCAGGAAAUAUGGUCUACACGUAUGUGGUGGUUACAGUGUGUCUAAAAGCUGGAAUGGAGACCACCGCUUGGACCAGGUUUUCCCACCUGGCCGUGUGGGGGAGCAUGGUGCUCUGGAUGCUCUUCUUCGCCGUCUACUCCGCCAUUUGGCCCACCAUCCCGAUCGCCCCCGACAUGCUGGGCCAGGCUGGCAGGGUGAUGCAGUGCUGGUACUUCUGGUUGGGUCUGGUUCUGGUGCCCACCGCAUGUUUACUCAAAGAUUUCGCAUGGACGGCCGCCCGUCGCACGGUGAGGAAGUCUCUGCUGGAGGAGGUGCAGGAGCUGGAGGCGCGGGCCGUCGACCCGGGGGCCGCGGUGCUCAGGGACUCCAGCGGUCGCAGUCUAAACGAACGGGCCCAUCUGCUGACAAGAGUCUUUAGGAAAACACCUUCAAGUGUGGGACGCUCGAACUCGGUGCAGCAGACCGUGACAC
This is a messenger RNA of Austrofundulus limnaeus, 3505 nucleotides long. RefSeq names its product ATPase phospholipid transporting 8A2 (gene atp8a2). The record is from RefSeq and is a predicted model, not a curated record. Gene Ontology annotation, biological process: neuron development; phospholipid translocation. Lineage: Eukaryota; Metazoa; Chordata; Actinopteri; Cyprinodontiformes; Rivulidae. Gene Ontology annotation, molecular function: ATP binding; ATP hydrolysis activity; ATPase-coupled intramembrane lipid carrier activity. Gene Ontology annotation, cellular component: trans-Golgi network; plasma membrane.